Coccinella septempunctata (seven-spotted ladybird) is the source of this 1892-nucleotide messenger RNA. RefSeq names its product tRNA-dihydrouridine(47) synthase [NAD(P)(+)]-like (gene Dus3). Gene Ontology annotation, molecular function: flavin adenine dinucleotide binding; RNA binding; metal ion binding. The coding region runs from base 117 to 1871 and encodes 584 amino acids. The record is from RefSeq and is a predicted model, not a curated record. NCBI's taxonomy places the organism in Eukaryota, Metazoa, Arthropoda, Insecta, Coleoptera, Coccinellidae. Gene Ontology annotation, biological process: tRNA processing. The transcript has 5 exons.
AAAAAAUAAUUAGUUGUUGGUUUUGGCAGAAAAUAACCUCUUUGGUUUUGUACACGUUUUUAGGUUUUGAAUUUGAUUUUACUUGAUUUUCUCUAGGUUUUUAGCAAACAAUUAACAUGUCUGAAUCAGGCAUAUGCAGAAUUAAACCUGAGUUCAUUAUUAUUGAAGAAAAACCAAAAGACUUGGCUAUUCAAUGUGUAUCAGAUAAGGAUUUAACCGAAAUAAAAUCUUCAGGCAAUGAGAUUCAACAAGCCACAAAUAAACGUCAACAAGAGAAUGGUGAAGUAUCCAAUAAAAAGAGGAAAAAGUUGCAAGGUCAAAACAAGUCGAGAGGUCCAACAUAUAGAAUUACACAAGAUAAAGAACUUUGUAAUUUAUUAGUCCAAUUCAAAGGUGAAAAUGUUGAAUGCAACAGAAAAAAUUGUAAUUUCUUGCAUAAUAUUGAAGAAUAUUUGAAAGUUAAGGGAGACGAUUUGGGAGAUACCUGUUAUAAUUUUGAAACCACUGGAAAGUGUGAAAGGGGAUUAGCUUGUAGAUUUGGCUCUCAACAUAUUAAUGGAAAUGUUAAUAUAAUUAAUGAAGAAAAAUAUAAUGAAUAUUCUAAAAAUCAUACCCAAACAAGGAACAUUCUAAAUAAAGACUUACAACAUUCUCUAAGGAAAAAGACUUAUGAUUUUAGUUUAUCAGAAGCAUUAAUUAAAUAUAAUGAUAAAGCUAAAGGGAAGGUUGAUACCUCCACAAAAGUGACCAAAUCAAGUGGGACUGUAACUGAUGAGGACAUAAUUAAAAUUCAGCAGAGAGAAAAGCAAACAAUUGAUUGGAAGGGCAAAAUAUUUUUGAGUCCAUUAACUACAGUAGGCAACCUGCCAUUCCGAAGGAUAUGCAAGGAGUUUGGUGUGGAUAUAACCUGUGGAGAAAUGGCAAUGUGCUCGUCACUACUUCAAGGUGCACCACAAGAGUGGGCUCUUGUAAAAAGACAUCAUACUGAAGAUAUUUUUGGAGUUCAAUUAUGUGCCAAUAACCCUCAUGUCUUAACUAAAUGUGGUCAACUCUUGACCAAAGAAAUUGAUAUUGAUUUUAUUGAUUUGAAUCUAGGGUGCCCCAUUGACCUUGUGUAUAAAGAAGGAGGAGGAUGUGCACUCCUCAGAAGACAAAAAGUGUUAGAAUCAUGUGUUACUAAUUUAAGUCAGAUAAUAAAUAUCCCUCUUACAGUCAAGACUAGAACAGGAGUUUAUAGUGAUGAGAGAAUUGCACAUAAAUUGGCCCCAAACUUCCGGGACUGGGGUGCUAGCUUGUUGACAAUACAUGGGCGUUCUAGAGAACAAAGAUAUACAAAAAUGGCUGACUGGAAUUACAUAAAUGAAGUAGUUCAAGCUGCUGCACCACUACCUGUCUAUGGUAAUGGAGAUAUUUUGAGUUACAACGAUUACAAAAGCUCUUUAGAAAUAUGUCCUGGAUUAGCUGGUGUAAUGAUUGGUAGAGGAGCUUUGAUUAAACCUUGGAUCUUCACGGAAAUUAAAGAACAGCGGAUUUGGGAUAUUUCAAGUUCAGAACGAUUUGAUAUCUUGAAAAAAUUCACAAACUAUGGGCUUGAACAUUGGGGUUCUGACAAUAAAGGAGUUGAAAAUACACGCAGAUUUAUGCUUGAGUGGUUAUCAUUUUUAUAUAGAUAUGUGCCUGUAGGGCUCUUGGAGCAACCACCUCAAAAAGUUAACGAACGCCCCCCGUCGUAUAGGGGUAGAAAUGAUCUUGAAACCUUGAUGGCUUCUAAUUCAGCAUCUGACUGGAUAAAGAUAACAGAAAUGCUGCUUGGGCCAGUUCCUGAAAACUUUCGAUUUCUACCUAAACAUAAAGCUAAUUCUUACAAAUGAAUAAAUAAAUACUCAUGAAAA